AUAUUAGUGUACUUCACCCGACCGGCCGCCUCUGCUCAGGUAGACGGGACGUACCGCGGAAAGUCUUCUCUCCAGACCUGCAGUCACCUUACGUCAUCCAUAAUGGAAGUGAACGGCACGGCAAACAUCCUGAGCUCUGCUUACCUCGCGGCAGAAUAUGUUGAUGCAGUGCUACCACAGAACCCCCUCCAGCCCUCCCUGAAACACGCCUGGGGUUACAUGCUGGACAACUACACCAAGUUUCAGAUUGCCACCUGGGGGUCCCUCAUCGUCCACGAGUUCAUCUACUUCCUCUUCUGCCUGCCUGGUUUCCUCUUCCAGUUCAUGCCCUUCAUGCAGAAAUACAAGAUCCAAGCGGACAAACCAGAGACCUGGGAGAAACAGUGGAGAUGUUUCAAAAUGCUGCUGUUCAACCAUUUCUGCAUCCAGCUGCCUUUGAUCUGCGGGACUUACUACUUCACUGAAUUCUUCAACAUCCCUUAUGACUGGGACUCCAUGCCACGCUGGCCGUAUGUCUUGGCUCAGUGUUUUGGCUGUGCUGUUGUUGAAGACACCUGGCACUACUUCCUCCACCGCCUGCUUCACCACCGCAGGAUCUACAAAUACAUCCACAAAGUCCACCAUGAGUUCACGUCUCCAUUUGGCAUGCAGGCCGAAUACGCUCAUCCCGCUGAGACGCUCAUCCUGGGAGCUGGUUUCUUCAUUGGCAUCAUGAUCUUCUGUAACCACGUCUUCUUCCUGUGGGCCUGGGUGGCCUUCCGCCUGCUGGAGACCGUUGAUGUCCACAGCGGUUACGACAUCCCUCUGAACCCUCUCCACCUGAUCCCGUUCUACGCCGGCGCCCGUUUCCACGACUUCCACCACAUGAACUUCGUCGGGAACUACGCCUCCACCUUCACCUGGUGGGACAAGCUGUUGAACACAGACAACCAGUACAACAAGCACAUGCAAAAACAGGGAGAGAAGAAAGAUCAGUAAACCACUCGCGACUGGUUUGUCAGGAGGAGGCAGUGAGCCGUACGGACACACAGCGAGCACAUAAACACUGCUGUUUUUCCCCUCAGUACAUAGCAACACACUCACAAACACACACUAAAGGUGUACUUUAAAUGAAUCAGUACCACUGUGGUUUGAUUCUGAAUCAGACUGUGCCUUUCUGCAAAAAGAAGUAUUGUUGUGUGCUUCUGUCGACAGCUGCUGGCUGAAAUAAAACCAUCAACAUCCUCA
Molecule: messenger RNA, 1227 nt
Organism: Scomber scombrus (Atlantic mackerel)
Lineage: Eukaryota; Metazoa; Chordata; Actinopteri; Scombriformes; Scombridae
Gene: msmo1
Product: methylsterol monooxygenase 1
Exons: 6
Coding region: 103-978 (291 amino acids)
Biological process (GO): sterol biosynthetic process
Molecular function (GO): iron ion binding; C-4 methylsterol oxidase activity
Source: RefSeq, a predicted model, not a curated record